Messenger RNA from Cebus imitator (Panamanian white-faced capuchin), 1116 nucleotides. Its product is annotated as E3 ubiquitin-protein ligase CCNB1IP1-like. The record is from RefSeq and is a predicted model, not a curated record. NCBI's taxonomy places the organism in Eukaryota, Metazoa, Chordata, Mammalia, Primates, Cebidae. Gene Ontology annotation, molecular function: ubiquitin protein ligase activity. Gene Ontology annotation, biological process: reciprocal meiotic recombination. Gene Ontology annotation, cellular component: synaptonemal complex.
UGAGUCUCCCUGUUCCAUUCCGGACCUCUUUGGUGCUGUAAAUCCUGGAUAUACAGUAGACGAUUACUGCAUUUUAUGGACUCUCUUCAGCUUCUGGAGACCUCACUAUCCUAUUAUGUCUUUGUGUGAAGAUAUGCUGCUUUGUAAUUAUCGAAAGUGUCGCAUCAAACUCUCUGGCUAUCCAUGGGUCACUGCCUGUUCUCACAUCUUCUGUGAUCAGCAUGGCAGUGGUGAGUUUAGUCGCUCACCAGCUAUCUGUCCUGCCUGCAGCAGUACCCUUUCUGGAAAGCUAGAUAUUGUCCGCACAGAACUCAGUCUGUCAGAGGAAUAUAAAGCUACGGUAUUGGCAGGACUGCGACCAGAGAUCGUGUUGGACAUUAGCUCCCGAGCACUGGCCUUCUGGACAUACCAGGUACAUCAGGAACGUCUCUAUCAAGAAUACAAUUUCAGCAAGGCUGAGGGCCAUCUGAAACAGAUGGAGAAGAUAUAUACUCAGCAAAUACAAAGCAAGGAUGUAGAAUUGACCUCUGUGAAAGGGGAGGUCACCUCCAUGAAGAAAGUGCUAGAAGAAUACAAAAAAAAGUUCAGUGACAUCUCUGAGAAACUUAUGGAGCGCAAUCGUCAGUAUCAAAAGCUCCAAGGCCUCUAUGAUAGCCUUAGGCUACGAAACAUCACUAUUGCUAACCAUGAAGGACAGUCUGGUGUUUUUGGCUUCCCAUUAGGUAACAACUCCAGGUUUCCUUUGGAUAGAUCACCUGUUCGAAAUCGGGGAGAUGGAGAUGGAGAUUUUCAGUUCAGACCAUUUUUUGUAGGUUCUCCCACAGCACAUGAACCCAGCAACAGCUUUUUUAGUUUUGCCUCUCCAAGUCGUGAAUUAGAGCACCAGCAAGUUUCUAGCAGGGCCUUCAAAGUAAAAAGAAUUUGAGCCAGUUAUGGUUUCACACACCUGUGAUCCCAGCUACUUAGGGGGCUGAGGCUGGGAGGAUCACUUGAGCCCAGGAGUCUAAGGCUAUAGUGAUCUAAGAUCAUGCCACUGCACUCCAGCUUAAGCAAUAGAAUGAGACCCUGUUUCUAAAAAAAAAAAAAAAUAAGUUAAAGGUAAUUUAGCCAACUUUA